AUAUGAAAGAAAAAGAAAAAAAAAAAAAAUGCUAAUUUGCUAAACCACUCAAAGUCCUUUUACUAUAAAUACAAUUUAUCCCAUGCAACCAAAUCCUCCAACAUUAACCUCCAUGGAAAACACUCGUCGGAGAAAAAGCUCCUCCGGCGAAGCAUUCUCAUUUCCUAGCACUCCAACCCAAGACGAAGACGAUCACUACCAAGACUCGAGCUUCGAGUUCGGAUGCAUCACACCGGACUCACCGUCCACCGAUCCUUUCAAAGAUUCUCCGGCCGACCAUUUGUUCUUCAACGGCCGUCUACUUCCUCAUUCUUUUCCAUUCCAACCGGGUAACGGGAACGGGUUUACUGUUACAACAGAUACUAAGUCUCGAUGUUUCGGGAGCCGAAACAGCAGCAUCAGCAGCAGCAAGGACUCACUCACGACAUCCCGCAGUAAUAGCACCAACAGCAGGAGCAGCAGCUGCAGUAGCAGUGCGAGGGCGAGCUAUAGCGAUGGUAAUUAUUAUUAUUAUGGGAGGACAACGAUGGGAAAUAAUAACAAUAACAAGCGGGUUUCGGGUCAUGUAUAUGGGUCUUCUCAGAGAUGGCAAUUCAUAAGUACUCCGGUACCAUCUUUGAGUCGGGAAACUUCCAGGAGAAGGAAAGUAGAAGGGAAUGGGGAAUUGAGAUCGGAAAAGAAACAGGACCAUUAUAGGAGAAAUAAGGUGGUCGUCAGGUAUCAGCUUGGCCGGAGACUUUUCCGGUGGUUUGUGUCGGCCUGUAAAGAAUGCCACGCAAUUGAACCUUCCAGGAAAGAUAAAGAUAAAAGUCUUGCGCCCAAAUGUUAAAUAAUUACAAUCAUUUUGCCUUCUUGUUUUUUUUUUUUUUUUUUGGUUUUUUUUUUUUUUUUAAAUUUCUUUCAGGUUCUGCGUAUAGUUGUCUUUUAAUUUUAAUUUUUUUUAUUUUUUUUAUUUAUUUAUUUUUUGGGUUCAGCGGUCGGGUUAGAAUUUGGAAUCGAAAUUAAUGGGCUUUUCUUUAAGAAUGAGAGAAAAAGUAAAGCCCAAUAAAUGCUGUUGGAUUGUAGUAGUAGAUGAGAUGUUUGCUUUGUUUAACAA
Ziziphus jujuba (common jujube) is the source of this 1096-nucleotide messenger RNA. RefSeq lists its product as uncharacterized. Gene Ontology annotation, cellular component: plasma membrane. The record is from RefSeq and is a predicted model, not a curated record. Lineage: Eukaryota; Viridiplantae; Streptophyta; Magnoliopsida; Rosales; Rhamnaceae. The transcript has a single exon. Gene Ontology annotation, molecular function: kinase inhibitor activity. The coding region runs from base 83 to 829 and encodes 248 amino acids.